Molecule: messenger RNA, 324 nt
Organism: Pseudozyma hubeiensis SY62
Lineage: Eukaryota; Fungi; Basidiomycota; Ustilaginomycetes; Ustilaginales; Ustilaginaceae
Exons: 2
Coding region: 1-324 (107 amino acids)
Source: RefSeq, a predicted model, not a curated record
AUGCGUAGAGACCGGUCGAGGUCGAGCUAUCAUUUCCGAGUUCGGUCUGUGCAGGCAAGUGAGCUAACACGACGCCUCGUCCUACAUCCAUGGCCCAGCUCAACAAAGCGAGAUGGCAUCGAUGCGGUUGAACACCUUCCAUACUCGUUGCACGACUGUGUGACUUGCGACGCGCCAGUCAACCGCUUUAUGCGCUGUACUGACUUCUCGUGCAUGACUCUUCUCUGGCAUCGGCGAUGUGGAAUCACUCUCCUGUUCCUAUUACAGCUGACUCUGAUCCAAGCAUUGACUCCCGAGCAGUCUGAGCAGAGCUUGAAACGUUGA